GCUGCAGUAUGUCCUUUUUUUUUUCUCUCCAGGCUUUGAGCUCGUGAAAUGUCAAAGCAAAGGGUAAAUCUGGCUCCCAACAGCGCUCCACAUCCAUUUCUGAUGUCAUCAUUAGACAUGUGUGUCACAGAUUAGACUGUCGGCCUCAUCCGGCACACCGGCCUACGGCUUUUUAUUCGGCAGGUGGGCUACGUGGGCCGCUUUCGCUGCCUCGUUGAGCAAUUAAGAUAAGCAAUUCGUAUCCAGUCUUGCUGCUAUUUCUUUUUCUUUUCCUGCGGACAAUUUUGUGUUAUUUGCACAAUUUCAGUGAGUGUGUCAUGGGUUCUGCUCUGCACAACCAGCCUGCUGAAUCGAGCAACGCAAAUAUCAUGACUCAACUCUAUGGAAAUAGCCCUAGGCUUUCAAAGGGAAGAUUUGCACAUUUAUUUGUAUUUGCAGUCUGAGGAUUCAGGAGGAAUUUAAAAGGACAGCAACAAUGAUGGGGCUUUGUGUGGUGGUCUCCAUCCAGUGCAACCCCCGUCUGUCCUCAUCUCCAUCGCUAUUUUGUCGAGGUGGUAGCGAGGCGCACUGUGAAGGCUGCACAGAGUACUGCUGUGAAGGCUCGCCGCCUUUCUGCUGCUCCUACUACGCCUACGUCGGGGACGUCCUCUCAGGCACUGCCAUCUCCGGCAUAGUGUUCGGCGUGGUGUUUCUGAUGGGGGCGGUGGCGGCCCUGUUCCUGUGCGUGUGCAUGUGCAUGAAGAACGGACGCGGAGCGCGGGUCGGAGUUUUCAGCGCCUCCUACAUCAACACUGUUACCCAGGGUUACCCAGGUCCUCCACCUCCUUACAGCUACAACUAUGAGAUGUACCCACCGUCAUUACGACCCCCACCCUACACCCCAGCCCAGCCUCAACAAGCCAACUACUCUCCGCCGCCUCCUUACCCCGGCUUCACCCGCAAGUGAAUCCUCGCCAUGCAGAUCGCACGCUGGCUGGACCAUAAAUGGACACUCGUCGCGUUCGCUUUUCGGGUUCACCAAACUAAAAUUGUCAGAAUACCCCCCCCCCCCCCCCCCAACGCUCAGCUUUACUGCACUGCCGCUGCUUUGAAGCAGGACCUCUGGUGGGAAGAGAACCAUCUGAGAGAAAAUGUGGGUCAGGAUUGGAAACGCACACAUGCCUCAUCACGUCUGAAAGACUUAACUUGUUGGCAGCUUAACUGUUCUGACCUGCACUCUCUGCCCCCAUUUGUGCACAUCAAAGGUACUGGCUACACUUUGAUGAAGGUGAAGACCAUGUUUUUUCUCUUCCGCAUCGUCACGAGUGGGAAGGAAUUGUCAGCGAUAAACUGCAGACAACUUCUUCUCUUCUUUUUCCCCCAUUCUUGGAGCUAUUUUGCUCCACUUUUAUUUGAAACGAUGAUUAUUUUUUAUUAUAUCGGAUCUGGAGCUGCUUUGUAUUAAACUGAAAGACUUGACUUAAUCCAUUAUAAUAAAAAUGCUGACUUUAAACCAUAGCCAGCUCAAAACUGGACUGUUGUAAUAUACUGACUUUUUUUUUUUUUUGCCGCAUUUUAAAUAAUGCAGGGUAUGGGGGGAGGUUUAAAUUCAAAGUGACUUCACUGUGCUUGAACUGUGAAUUGAUGGGACUUCAUCAUUAUAAAUAUCAGGUCAAUAACUGUUUCUCUACUGUGUCAGUACCUGUGUUGUAAAUUAAAGAUAUGUUUUUGAAUACAGA
Messenger RNA from Xiphophorus couchianus (Monterrey platyfish), 1718 nucleotides. RefSeq names its product cysteine/tyrosine-rich 1 (gene cyyr1). The transcript has 4 exons. NCBI's taxonomy places the organism in Eukaryota, Metazoa, Chordata, Actinopteri, Cyprinodontiformes, Poeciliidae. The record is from RefSeq and is a predicted model, not a curated record. The coding region runs from base 476 to 946 and encodes 156 amino acids.